AGUUAUUACAUGUAAUCUAAGUCCACACAUUUUCUCUCUCUUCCAUUUGAGUUUUUUGUCUCCUCAAAUUCCCAUUUCUCUCUCAUCACCAUCCAUCCUCAACACCAGACAGGCACCUGUUUCCCUCCACUGCUCAUCACCAAACUUGGAUUUUUCACCCUUUAUCUUUUUUCUUGAUUUUUACAUUUGUUUUCAAGAAAACACAGUUACACACUAGAAUUUCUUGUUUCCUUUGCAGAAACUGCAGUACUUUUUACCCUCCUGAAAAAAGAUUUGAGAUUUUCUUGAGUUCUUUUUGAGCUGAAGAUGGAGAGAGAUUUCAUGGGCUUGGCUGUGAAGCAGGAGACUACUGAUGAAACCAUGGAUGCUGCUUUGUGAAACUAAACUUUACCAAAUUACUGCCUAGUUGUUAAUCAUUAGCUCCGUUGAGAAGUUCAGCAAUGCAGUGGUCAUUCUCAAACAGUGGUUCAGCUCCUCAGCUGUUGUCUUUUCAGGCUGCUCAAGAAGAAAAGCCUAAGACUGGUUUUGAUUCCCUCACGUCGACUGGAUUGGUGACUGUAACUACGACAGAAGCUGCGCAGAAAAGCAUUGUUCCUGAAAAGCAAGGUGGGGUUCGCUACAUGGUUACGACUCACUCGGUUGCCAAUCAAGCAAACCUGACAAUUUCACCUGCUGUGACCACUGCUGUUCGCCAAUUGUUCGUUGCUGGUUCGGGCCAAAAUCUGAUUGGUUCUGUCAGCUCACAACCUGUUGAUGCAGUUACAGUGGCAAAUCCUGUCCCGGCUAUGCCUUCAAGCAGCCCCGUUGUUGGAACCACUGAUUUAAGAAACACUUCCAAGGUCUCAGGAACUCCUGCUCAGCUGACCAUCUUUUACAAUGGUUCCGUGUGUGUCUACGACAACAUUUCUCCAGAGAAGGCUCAGGCUAUUAUGUUAUUGGCCGGAAAUGGCCCUCCUCUGACUUCUAAUGCAACACCGGCUGCAGCUCCAGUCCAGGCCUCCGUGCCGAGAUCUUCUGUUCUCGACGGGUUUGUUAUAAGCCAGCCUUACGGCACAACACCACACCAUCCAAGCCCCGUUCCUGUGACCUCUAUUAAUGUAUCUCAGUCUGCUGUCCGGUCCGGUAACAAUAAUGACGCAGCUGCUGCAAAACCAGCUGGGGUUAUCAUAUCCUCAUCAACCAUUGCUCAGCCUCUGAAAGCAGCUAAUUCGCUAGGAUCUGUUUCUGCCACCUUUCUUUCAUCAGACACUGUCCCUCAGUUUCGCAGAAAAUCUUUGGCCCGAUUUUUGGAGAAGCGCAAGGAAAGGGUAAUCACUGCAUCACCAUAUGCUGACAAGCAGUCUCCAGACUGCAGCAAUCCCAGAGGCGGCAGCGCUGGCUUAUCUGUGAACUCCUCAGGCUCCUGCGCUGUUCCAGCAGUCAACUAAUGGUGGAUUUCAGCUAAGUUUGCACAUGCGCAAAUAGAGAUUAGCUGUAGAGGCAAAUCUCCUGAUCUAAAAUUGCAGUAUACAUUUGUGUUGUGACUUGCUACGUUUUAAUCGUUUGGUAGACGUGGGGUGUAGUCUAUUUUUGUCUUAAUUCGUGAUGGAAAGCCUCUUCUAUAGAUCAGACCAAGAUUGUAGUAUGCUUAUAAUCCCAAAUUAUUACACUGUAUCAUAAAUAUUAAGUUCUUAUACAUUAAGAACAGCAGUAUUUACUAUUUACUUCUUUUGUUCA
Sesamum indicum (sesame) is the source of this 1716-nucleotide messenger RNA. The record is from RefSeq and is a predicted model, not a curated record. Lineage: Eukaryota; Viridiplantae; Streptophyta; Magnoliopsida; Lamiales; Pedaliaceae.